CACGUCACUUCAAGGAAUCUUUAAAGCGUCCGUCGCCUGUAUAAAAUGUUUCAGUACUCGACAGCCAGCAACAUGAACGGCAUGAAGACGCAGUCGCCGAUAAUGACAAUGGCCAACAAUGACAACGACCCUCUCCCCCUCGGCUGGGAAGUCAAAAUUGACCCUCAGACUGGAUGGCCUUUCUUUGUGGACCACAAUAACCGCACGACAACCUGGAAUGACCCGCGACACGACACGAAAAAGGUAAGAGAAGUGUCCGCAAAUGGACCCAACAUACCACCAGAACCGAGUCCUCAGGAGAACCAGAAAACCUUUGUGAGGGAGAUGAAGCACCCCAUCCUGCGUCCAGGUUAUGUUCCCAUUCCCGUCUUCCAUGAGGGCGCCGAACUGAGGCAGCAACAGCAUCCAUGUUACUCCUACAUCCAGCCAACCACUGCACAGAAUAUCCGGUCAGAUGGGCGGACGCCUUCCCCAACGCCAGGACUGCACUGCAGGCCUAGAUCACCUUUACACGGACCUUCAGAUAGCUGCUCCGCUGAGCCUGGAAAGGCCAGUUCACCUGUUUCACAAACAGCAGAGGUUUACACAGCCCCGCAUCACCAACCCCAACGGCCCAGCAGCACAGGUCUCCAAGCAGGUUACAUCCCCAUCCCGGUGAUCCAUGAGGGUGGAGGAGGCCAAACGCAAACACAGCCUCAGUUAAAUCCCUCUGUCUACUCUCAGCGCAACCCCUACUCAGAGCACCAGCAGCCCUUCCAUCGCCAUCAGGCCGAUGAAUGGCCUGGAUACUCUGCAGCAAUGCAGCCUCCCCGGGAAAGAGCUUCUCCCAUACUGAUUCCCCAGCACCGCGAUGCCACUUCUAUUCACCUCCAACCUCAUAUUAGAAGCCAGUCACCUAUUGUAACACAGGUGCUGGGAGAAAGGCCGCAGGCUCAGCAGCAUGUCCUCACAAGAGACCCGCCCCAGAAAAUGGAGCAGGAACAACAGAGCGCUCAGCAGAAACCCGAGAACACACAGCUCCCGCAGCCAAUGCAUACAGAACCUGAUGUCCAAAGGCCUCCACAACCUCAACCUUUCCAACAGCCCCCACCUCAGCAGCCUCAACCCUUCCAGCAGCCCCCACCUCAGCAGCCUCAACCCUUCCAGCAGCCUCCACCUCCGCAGCCUCAACCCUUCCAGCAGCCCCCACCUCCGCAGCCUCAACCCUUCCAGCAGCCCCCACCUCCGCAGCCUCAACCCUUCCAGCAGCCCCCACCUCAGCAACCUCAGCAUUUUCAGCAGCCUCAGCAUUUUCAGCAACCUCAGCAGUUUCAGCAGCCUCAACAGUUUCAGCAGCCUCAACAGUUUCAGCAGCCUCAACAGUUUCAGCAGCCUCAGCAGUUUCAGCAGCCUCAGCAGUUUCAGCAGGCACCACCUCAGACAUCUCCACAGCCUCAGCAUCCCGAACAGUUACUGCAUUUGCACCAACAGUUCCAGCAGAGCCAGAAACCAGAGCAACCACAACAACAUACUGCAGAUAUCACUGUUCAAAUACCUCCAAAACCUGAGGCCCAGGACAUGGCAGCUGUACCCCCAGAGGUCCCACCUGCAAAGGUCGAGGCUGAACAGGCUGCUCAGUGCCCAGUGCACCCAGGCUUGGCUAAGGUGCAGCAGAUAGUUGAACGGGUCGCUAAACUGGAGCAGGAGGUGAAAUGUUUUAAUGGAAAGAAAAAUGAUAAGAAGUACUUGUUACUGGAGGAGCUGCUGACCAAAGAGCUCUUAGCACUGGACUCGGUUGACCCAGAGGGUCGUGUAGACGUACGGCAGGCAAGGCGGGAUGGAGUCCGUCGUGUUCAGACCAUACUGGAAGAACUGGAGCAACUGGAGGAGCAGCCAGCCAAGCCCGCCAGCGAGCCUGCAGUGGAAGGAGACAACCUGACGCAGAAAGGAGAGCCCAGGAUGAUCACUAAGGAGAAUGCUGAGCUGGCAAAAGAGAUAUCAUAAUGACUUUACACUUCAUAAUUGAGAGGGGAGCAGGAUAACCUGCUGUAUAUUUGAUAGUGAACAAGUCUGCUCUGGCUAACUCCUCCUCCUUUAUCUACAGCAUUUGUGGAAGUUGCAUGCAUUGAUUAACAGUGUUGGUAUUUCCUGCCAUUCAGCACAUAAUUGAUGGUAUCUCAGUGCAAUCAUGUUUUUCAAGCCAAUGUUGUUGCCUUCUGUGUUGUGCCAAUGUCUUCAUAAUAAGACAGCUGUCAUGAUCAAGGUGUAGACAACAAUUUCUAGUCAAAUUUGAAUAAGAGGCCUUUAUCAAUAAAUGGAAGAAAAGUAGAAGUAUUUUCUUAAGAAAUAUGUGUGGUUGCCUUUUGUCUUGAUCAAAUAUUGUACGAAGCUUUUCUUAAUCCAGCCAGCAAAUCAGUUAGUACACGAGCGCAAACAUCGGGGCUUUAAAGCAGAACUCACUGCAGAACUCAGUCAACAGAAAAGCAUUUUCCCCUUUAUAGCCACAUGGCCGUGUUGGCGCUGCUUUGUCACAGAACACAGUGAAUAUGUUUAUUAGAUGCUGCUUUUUGGUGCAUUACUGAUUUUGCCGUCUUUGCACUUUGCCAUCAUUGAAAUGUAUCAUGCUGAGCAAUCAGCAGCACUUCAUUUGAAAUAUAUAAGUUACACGAGUUUUGAUUGACGUGUUUGUAUGUGCAUUGGUUUACUUGUUAUUUCAAAACACUAUAUCAGUAUUUAUAACAUCAUAUAGUAUUUUGGUACAUUUAUGAAUGUGUAAUGACAAAUGGAGGAGAGACGAGUAUCUUACUCGAGAUGUCAGACAAUCAGCACUUGGUGCUAACGAGGAAUCACAGUUGUCAGAAUGUAUAACUACCACAGCCACAAUCUGUAAUAACACUAACCCCCCCCCCCCAAAAAAAUGGCCUAAAAGCCUUACAGGUGCCAGUGAUGAGAAAGUACCCAUGGAUUCAAAGAGAAAUUAUAAUAUUCCUUUAGAAAUGUCCAGAGUUACUUUCAAGAUUACUCUUUUGUUUGUGUAGUAAUUUGUCACUAUUAUACGAUCAUUAACCAUCUGUAAGGUCGAGCCACUGCCCAGCACACCUUAACAAAUUAUGGAUUGUGGCUUAUUGUUGAUCACUGUUUAUGAGUAGCAGGUUGAUGCAUUGUUGAAAAUAAGUCACGUUGGUAUGUUUGAAAAUAAAAAUGUAUUUGGCAAGGA
Molecule: messenger RNA, 3196 nt
Organism: Plectropomus leopardus (leopard coralgrouper)
Lineage: Eukaryota; Metazoa; Chordata; Actinopteri; Perciformes; Serranidae
Gene: bag3
Product: BAG cochaperone 3
Biological process (GO): protein stabilization; muscle cell cellular homeostasis; negative regulation of striated muscle cell apoptotic process
Cellular component (GO): membrane; cytosol; nucleus
Molecular function (GO): adenyl-nucleotide exchange factor activity; protein-folding chaperone binding
Source: RefSeq, a predicted model, not a curated record